This is a messenger RNA of Cebus imitator (Panamanian white-faced capuchin), 1240 nucleotides long. RefSeq names its product phospholipid phosphatase 4 (gene PLPP4). Gene Ontology annotation, molecular function: phosphatidate phosphatase activity. Gene Ontology annotation, biological process: phospholipid metabolic process. The transcript has 7 exons. NCBI's taxonomy places the organism in Eukaryota, Metazoa, Chordata, Mammalia, Primates, Cebidae. The record is from RefSeq and is a predicted model, not a curated record. Bases 229 to 885 code for a protein of 218 amino acids.
AGCUGCCUGCUUUGAAUUAAUCCGGAAUGGUGUUUCAAAAAAAAGGAAAAAACUUCUCUACUGCUGUGUCAGCAUUUGGAAUUACUGCCUGAGGCUUUUCUUUUUCCUUCUCAGAGAAUCUAAAGUUUUACAGAGUUUUUGGAUCCGUUCCAGAGAGUCAUCCAGCCAGAAGAGAUCUGGCUGUAUAAAAAUCCUUUGGUGCAAUCAGAUAAUAUACCUACUCGCCUCAUGUUUGCAAUUUCUUUCCUCACACCCCUGGCUGUUAUUUGUGUGGUGAAAAUUAUCCGGCGAACAGACAAGACUGAAAUUAAGGAAGCCUUCUUAGCGGUGUCCUUGGCUCUUGCUUUGAAUGGAGUCUGCACAAACACUAUUAAAUUAAUAGUGGGAAGACCUCGCCCCGAUUUCUUUUACCGCUGCUUUCCAGAUGGAGUGAUGAACUCAGAAAUGCACUGCACAGGUGACCCCGAUCUGGUGUCCGAGGGCCGCAAAAGCUUCCCCAGCAUCCAUUCCUCCUUUGCCUUUUCUGGCCUUGGCUUCACGACGUUCUACUUGGCGGGCAAGCUGCACUGCUUCACGGAGAGUGGGCGGGGAAAGAGCUGGCGGCUCUGUGCUGCCAUCCUGCCCUUGUACUGCGCCAUGAUGAUUGCCCUGUCCCGCAUGUGCGACUACAAGCAUCACUGGCAAGAUUCCUUUGUGGGCGGAGUCAUCGGCCUCAUUUUUGCAUACAUUUGCUACAGACAGCACUAUCCUCCUCUGGCCAACACAGCUUGCCAUAAACCCUACGUUAGUCUCCAAGUCCCAGCCUCACUGAAGAAAGAGGAGAGGCCCACAGCUGACAGCGCACCCAGCUUGCCUCUGGAGGGGAUCACUGAAGGCCCCGUAUGACCAGUGUCCUGGGAGGAUGGACGCUAAGCCCUGGGCCAUCUGCCACCCUGACAUCAUAACACAAUAGAAAUGGUUUCUGUAGUGUAUUUUUCAUCAGUUGUUUCUCAAAGUCAUCGUACUUCUGCUUCUGUUUCACUGAUGGUGUUCCUGCUACUUUAAAUGUCUACUUUCAACAUUCUUGAAUUUGCAAGUGAAGGACACCAGGAACAAUCUCAGAGAUGCAAGGAAGAGGAUGCGAAGGUGGGCGUUGGGGAGCUUGGCCGAUCUGUCUAUCUGAAAUGUUUGCUGUAACAGCCACCUUCCUAUGUUUUCAUGGUUGUAAAACAUAAUAAAACCUCCCACCUGGAAGACUUGG